This is a messenger RNA of Erigeron canadensis, 1818 nucleotides long. RefSeq names its product tyrosine aminotransferase-like. The coding region runs from base 167 to 1435 and encodes 422 amino acids. Gene Ontology annotation, biological process: amino acid metabolic process; biosynthetic process. Gene Ontology annotation, molecular function: pyridoxal phosphate binding; transaminase activity. Lineage: Eukaryota; Viridiplantae; Streptophyta; Magnoliopsida; Asterales; Asteraceae. The transcript is spliced from 7 exons. The record is from RefSeq and is a predicted model, not a curated record.
UGGUAUGAUUAUGUGUGCGCUACCGAUAGUAUAAAGAUUCCUCUUUAUAACCUCAAUAAUAAUAUAAUAUCUAUAUAUGAGACAAAAAGGUUAAUAAUAAAUACACCCAUUUGAGUUGACCAAUAUUAUCAGGUACCUAAAGAGCACACAGAGAAAAGAAAGAGAAAUGGAAAACGGAAUGAAUAAGGCGAAGAAAUGUUGGGGAUUCAGAGGAAAUCCAGAGCUGAGCAAGGCGGCUGACACAACAGUCAGAGGUGUGGUAUAUAUGCUGUUAGCCAAGCUGAACCAGUCAGACCCCAGAAACGUCAUCCCUCUUGGUCACGGCGAUCCUUCUGCUUUUCCAUGUUUCCGUACUUCUCAAUCUGCUCAAGAUGCAAUCGUGGACUCCCUUCGUUCUGCCAAGUAUAACGGAUAUUCGCCCACCGUCGGUAUUCUCCCUGCUAGAGUGGCUGUAGCGGAAUAUCUAUCUCAAGAUCUUCCAAAUAAACUUUCACCAGAUGAUAUAUUCCUGACAGUAGGUUGCACACAAGCUAUUCAAACCAUAUUAACCGUUCUUGCCGAUUCCAAAGCAAACAUUCUACUCCCUAGACCCGGGUUCCCGUAUUAUGAAGCUGUUGCUCAAUCAUGCCAUUUGGAAGUCCGUCACUUUGACCUUCUUCCAGAGAAUGGCUGGGAAGCUGAUCUUGAUGCAGUCGAAGCUCUUGCAGAUGAAAAUACAGCUGCCAUCGUUAUAAUUAACCCUGGAAAUCCUUGUGGCAAUGUUUACACAUACCAACAUUUACAGAAGGUUGCUGAGACUGCAAAGAAGCUUGGAAUAUUAGUGAUCGCUGAUGAAGUUUAUGAUCAUCUUGCUUUUGGGAAAAACCCUUUUGUUCCUAUGGGAGUUUUUGGAUCACUUACGCCCGUUGUUACACUUGGUUCCAUAUCCAAAAGAUGGAUUGUUCCUGGUUGGCGGCUCGGGUGGCUUGUCAUCAAUGAUUCUAAUGGCGUCCUCAAAGAACACGGGAUCAUUGAUUGCAUAACAGGAUAUCUUAAUAUAUCCUGUGACCCUCCAACGUUUAUCCAGGGAGCAGUUCCUGAUAUACUUGGAAAAACCAAAGAAGAUUUUUUUACAAAUAUUGUAAGUAUUAUAAAAGAAGCUGCAAAUACUUGCUAUGAUGGGAUAAAUGAUGUCCCUGGUAUAAUCUGCCCCAGCAAGCCUGAAGGAUCGAUGUUUGUAAUGGUGAAAAUAGAUAUUUCCGUCUUUGAGGACAUUCAGGAUGAUGUGGACUUCUGUGUCAAGCUUGCGCAAGAAGAGUCGGUUAUAAUCCUACCAGGUAUAACCGUCGGACUCAAGAACUGGCUGCGGGUAACCUUUGCAAUCGAACCUUCAGCUCUUGAAGAAGGCAUUAAGAGGCUUAAAGUUUUUUGUGAAAGGCAUUCAAAGAAAGCUUAAAACAUAAGCAACACUUAUUGGAUCAUCUCUCUUUGAUCUCCCCACAUUUCCUGAAUAAGGAAACAUGUUGGAUCGUCAACUGCUCGUUGGAUCGUGUAAUACAAGUUAUAUGUCUCUAUAUGCCCGUAUGCUUAAUUAUGUACUAUUACUUGAAUAAACUACAUUUCAUUGGAAGGUUGCAUCUGCGCUUCCUUGUAUCUACACAGUGGUUCUUUUUCGGUCACAUCUUUAGUAUGAAAAGGGUAAUCUCAACCAUGAAAGUAAAUCCAGUUGCUGGAAAUAGCUACAGUUUCGCAUGAGGUGUUGACUUUUUAAUUUACUCGUAUUCUCUUUGUAAAGUGUUCUGUUUUUCAUUUAGUUCCAAAGGUUUUGGUUAUGGGAAA